CAUUGCCCCUUAUGCAACAGUGUUUUUGUCUAAGCCUCCGGGAGGCAUAUGCCCCAGCAGUAGAGGUGUUCUGCUCUAGCUGUACUGUACGAUCGUCCUCAGUGUCUCUGCUCUACCUCUCUCUAUGGCUGUUCAGCUAGUUGUAGCUCUCCUGGCUCUAGCCUCUCUGAGUGCUGCAUCUGCACCGGACUGUAAAGAACUGGUCAAACCCCUGGUACUGGAGGACCAUACCGAGCUCUAUGGCAAAUGGGUGUAUGUGAUGGGGUCUGCGGAUCAUUUAUUCUUCCAAAAUGCUUUGGGGACUCUGAAAAGCUCCUGGAUAGACCUGUCGGCUACAUCGGACCAUAAAGUAGUCACCCUAAGAUGGGGAGACCGCAUUGAUGGCAAAUGCGUCGUGGGUACAACACAUGCUACCAUCUCCGGCACCACUUCCACAGUACACAUUCAUUUGUCUGAACACAAAGGCCAGUACCUGGAGACCUGCCCUGACUGCCUGCUUUGGUCAGACACAUCUCGUAAUGGAGAUGUCACUGGCAGAUACCUGCUCCUGUUCACAAGGACAGGGAAAAUGGAUCACACAUACCUGGACACCUAUAAGAAACAGGCAGAGUGUCUGAACUUCCCGGAGAAACACCAGACCUACGAUGGAAAAACAGAGCUGUGCCCUGAUGACAAGGAGGAGAAGAAGGUGGUGGAGGAGAAGGUGGUGGUGGAGGAGGAGAUUAUGGAGGAGGAGAUUAUGGAGGAGAAGCAGGCUACGGAGGAGACAAAGACUACAGUGGAGGAGAAGACUACAGAGGAGGAGAAGGCUACAGAGGAGGAGAAGGCUACGGAGGAGGAGAAGGCUACGGAGGAGGAGAAGACUACGGCGGAGGAGAAAGCUACAGAGGAGGAGAAGGCUACAGAGGAGGAGAAGACUACGGCGGCGGAGAAGGCUACAGAGGAGGAGAAGGCUACAGAGGAGGAGAAGACAACAAAGUGAAUACGAGAACCAGAUCCUCACCGUGUUGCCCAACAAAACCUCCCUUUAGUGGAACUUUGAUCCCAUAACCACUAACCAAAUACCACUUGUACUUCCAUGCACUUUAAAUCAUGUCUUACAUACUCAUGACAAGUUCUAUGUGCUGUAUUGUUAAAAAAUGCUAAAGUUUUUAUCAUGAACUGUUUGUCUUUUUACUGUUUAUUUGAUAACAGUUCAAGGUAUCUUAAAUAACAAAAUAUCACUGUUCAAACAAAGACAUUUAAAUAAACACAUUCAACCUUG
Messenger RNA from Salvelinus sp. IW2-2015, 1264 nucleotides. Its product is annotated as merozoite surface protein 9. NCBI's taxonomy places the organism in Eukaryota, Metazoa, Chordata, Actinopteri, Salmoniformes, Salmonidae. The record is from RefSeq and is a predicted model, not a curated record.